GCCUUCCGGGCGGGUGACAUUCAGCCGGCCAGUCGGGGCGACGGGCUCUCCGUCCUAGGACCAUGGCCCAGUUUGUCCGUAACCUCGCGAAGAAGGCCCUGGCACUGGUCAACGCUGCUGUGACUUACUCGAAGCCUCGAUUGGCCACGUUUUGGUACUAUGCCAAGGUUGAGUACUAUGCCAAGGGGUUGGUUCCUCCAACCCCUGCUGAGAUCCCUACAGCAAUUCAGAGCUUGAAAAAAAUUAUCAACAGUGCUAAAACCGGUAGCUUCAAACAGCUCACUGUUAAGGAAGCUCUACUGAAUGGUUUGGUGGCCACUGAGGUGUGGAUGUGGUUUUACGUUGGCGAGAUCAUAGGCAAGCGUGGCAUCAUAGGCUAUGAUGUUUGA
Cervus elaphus (red deer) is the source of this 389-nucleotide messenger RNA. RefSeq names its product ATP synthase subunit g, mitochondrial-like. The coding region runs from base 63 to 389 and encodes 108 amino acids. Gene Ontology annotation, molecular function: proton transmembrane transporter activity. Gene Ontology annotation, biological process: proton motive force-driven ATP synthesis. NCBI's taxonomy places the organism in Eukaryota, Metazoa, Chordata, Mammalia, Artiodactyla, Cervidae. The transcript has a single exon. The record is from RefSeq and is a predicted model, not a curated record.